Molecule: messenger RNA, 2013 nt
Organism: Eimeria tenella
Lineage: Eukaryota; Apicomplexa; Conoidasida; Eucoccidiorida; Eimeriidae
Exons: 1
Coding region: 1-2013 (670 amino acids)
Source: RefSeq, a predicted model, not a curated record
AUGGGCCAGUCGAGCUCUUCGGCCUCCAGUGGCCGCGCUGCUGCGCCCACACAGCAGCAGCAGCAGCAGCAGCGCAGCGCGGGGGCUGCGCCUUCGCGCUCUCUGUCGCAGCAGAUGGUGAGCGCUUGCCGCCGGAGUGGCCAGCAGCCUUUGCGGGAGGCCUUCGUGUCUUGUUCCUCCCCCUCCCUCCCCCACGCCUCCUCCCCCCCAGCAGCAGCAGCAGCAGCAGCAGCAGCAGGGUUGCCGGUGAGCUACCGCGGGGGCUGCAGCUCGCUGCCCGCGUCGUCGCGGGGCUCUUCGCCUGCUGCUUCGCGCGCGAGUUCGGAGUCUUCGCUGCUGCUGCCAACUCCGACUCCUUCUCGGCAGCAGUCCUUUACUUUUGUGCCUCCCGCGUGGCGGGACCCUUCCUUUGUGUCUUGGACUCCGCAGCAGCAGCAGCAGCAGCGGCUGCAGCGCUCCGCGUCCUCCCCGGUCCUGCCCCACGCGGGGCAGCUCUCCGCAGCAGCAGCAGCAGCAGCAGCAGCAGCGGGUGCGGGGGCGCCGCGCUCCGCCGCGCGCCGCCCCGCCGCCGCGGCCGCAGUAGCCGCGGCCGCAGCAGCAGCAGCACCGCAGCAGCAGCAGCAGCAGCAGCUGCAGCAGCUGCAGCAGCUGCAGCGCGAGCCGUGCGUGGUGGGCUGGUGGGAAGUGGAGGAGACGAAGGAAGUGGUGUACCCGUGCGGGCGGCGGGUGUUCAGGUGUACGUACUGCAACGCGGUGCUGCGGAGAACGAAGAACUUCAUUUCGAGUUGGCCAAAAGUUUUAUUUUGCGAAAGCUGCCGGCUGCUGCCGCAGUGCAACUCGUGCUGCAAGAAGGCAGUGCCCUUCAUCUUCAGCAGCAGCAGCGGCAGCAGCAGCAGGGCCGAGCCCGUCUGCAACUUCGGGGGCCUCUCCACCUGCGGCCAGUGCAGUUUGCUGCGGCCCGUGGCCGAUGCUGCUGCGCUGCAGCCCCUUGUCAGCAGCAGCAGGCAGCUGCUGCGCGACUUCUUUGCUGUUCGCUUCACGCAGCAGCUGCUGCAGUCCCACGCGCGCCCGGAGGUGCUUUGCUGCCUCGCUGCGCUGCGCCGCGCAGCAGCAGCGGACGACAGCAGCAGCAGCGGCCGCUGCACCCUCCUCCUCGACGUCCCUGCCGCUCCGCAGCAGCAGCAGCAGCAGCAGCAGCAGCAGCAGCUCCUCAAGGCCGACUGCCACGGAGACGUCCAAAACCUCCCCUUCGAAAUCACUCCCGUCUGGCACAUGCAGCUUUCCCGCGGCAGCAGCCAGAACGUCUACGGCAGGUGCGAGGCGCGGGCGCUCACCUUCCCCGCGGCCCCCGCAGCAGCAGCAGCAGCAGCAGCAGAAGCAGCAGCGCCGCGGACGUACCGCGUAGUGCAGCGGAUCCUGCUUUCCCGCGGGGUCCCCGAGGGCCUCUUCUGCGGGCACUUGGCGCACGAGCUGCUGCAUGCGUUUAUUUGGCUUUCGCUGGAGGGCAGCAGCGCCGUGAAGAUCGACUUGGCCGCGGAAGAGGGGCUGUGCAACUGCAUCCUGGCGACGGCGCUGCAGGUCCGGGUGGAAACUCUGCAGAAAAAACGCGAACAACUCCUCGACUCUUUGUUAAAAAGGGGAUUUGCCCCGCAAACAAACCCCUCCGUCAAGGAAAUCGAAGGACUGCCGCAAACUGCCGAGUUCCUCAAGGCCGUUUGCAACUUGCACGCCGGCGCGCGCGCUCCCGCCGCGGGGUGUACGUACACCCCGCCGCUCCGCGCCCGCAGCCGCUUCCAACUGGAAUACGAACUUUAUUUGACGGAAUAUGAGUUGAAAGUGCUGAACCGCAGGCUGGGAGAAAUGGAAAGAGACGCAGACCCCAACUACGGCGUCGGCUACCGCACAGCCAGGGCUCUCGCCAUGAAGUGCAGCAUGCCCAAGUUGGUUCAGAUCCUGUGCAUUGAGGGGCACUCGCUGGACUCCUUCGUCAGAGCCACUCAAGUUUGCUUUUAA